This is a messenger RNA of Rhizoctonia solani, 2166 nucleotides long. RefSeq names its product Reverse transcriptase (RNA-dependent DNA polymerase). Gene Ontology annotation, molecular function: zinc ion binding; nucleic acid binding. The transcript has 3 exons. The record is from RefSeq and is a predicted model, not a curated record. NCBI's taxonomy places the organism in Eukaryota, Fungi, Basidiomycota, Agaricomycetes, Cantharellales, Ceratobasidiaceae. Bases 1 to 2166 code for a protein of 721 amino acids.
AUGUUAGAUGGUACAAUAUCUCAGACUGGUUGCAUAUGGCACCAAGUACAACUCACGGUCUUGGCCAAUGGCCAUCCCCACUCCAUUCCCUUUUUAGUCUGCCCUAUUGGUAAUACCCCGGCCAUACUUGGCAUGACGUGGCUUACCCAAGAAUCACCCCUCAUUGACUGGUCCUCUGGCACCAUAACAUUCCUGGACCUAGUCCAGAUUGCCUCCAAAGAAGAAGCCAAUCCAGACCCUCUAGCAGACCUUCCCCCACAGUACCAUGAAUUUGCUAGAGUAUUUGGUGAAGAGGAAUUCAAGGUUCUGCCUCCUCACCAGGAAUAUGAUAUAGCCAUUGAUUUCCUGCCAGAUGCCAAACUUACCCCAGGCCCCAUUUACAGGAUGACAGAUGCGGAGUCAAAAGCGCUUAAGCAACACAUUGAUGAGGAACUAGCUACAGGCAAGAUCUGCCCUAGCACCUCCUUGGCAGGCGCCCCAGUCAUAAAACUCAACAACGUCACCCACAAAAAUGUCUACCCGCUUCCCAGACAGGACAACCUAAUGGCUAAGCUCCAAAACGCCAAACUGUUCACCAAACUGGAUCUACAUUGGGGUUACAACAAUGUACGGAUCAAGGAAGGGGAUGAAUGGAAAACGGCUUUCAGAACCAAGUAUGGGCUCUUUGAGUAUUUGGUGAUGCCCUUUGGCAUUACAAACGCCCCCGCCGCCUUCCAACAUUUUAUGAAUGAUCUGUUCAGGGACCUCAUUGAUGUCACUGUGGUCAUCUACUUGGAUGAUAUCCUGAUCUUCUUGGAGAAACCAGAGGAACACCCUACCCAUGCACCACUCCCCCACGCCGUUUUCAAUAUUCCAUCCACACGCUCUGGCGUCCCUCACCCAUACUCCCGUCCCUCCAGCCGCUCCUCACGUUGUUCCAUUCCAACCCACUCCCAACCGCCCUCUUGCGUAUCAUCUCCCACUCCAAGAGACCUGUCAAGAAUGGAACCGGAGCCAACCACUGCCGCUCUCCUCGAGGCUAUCACAGCCCUCACUGCCACCGUCGGGUCCUUGCAGGCCCAAAUCACAUCCCAAGGCCAACAGCUCAUUGAGCUUAAAGCCAUAUGCAAGGAAACCGCCAACCUCCUUGGGGAUAAAGAUCAAGGAGCCCCACAAGCCCAGCCUGGCCCAUUGUCUGGGCCUGUCACUCCUCCCACCCACACGGAAGGAGAAACCCACACUCCAGGCACGGUUAGGCCUGGACUCAAGGCCCCAUUCCGACCUUCAAGAGGGACAGGCUUUGAUUCCAAAGACAAGGAAGAACCAAGGCGCCCCAAAAAGGAGCCUCAAGGAACGCCUAGGAGGCAUCUAGGGUCCCUAACCCCCUUUAACGCAGGGUCCAGCGUAAAGCGGCCUAAAAUGGACCUCCCCAAACCUUUUAAAGGCAACACCAGGGGACGCAAGGCCACGCAAUGGCUGGAUAGAAUGAUGCUCUGGGGCGCUCUCCACAGGGACCAAUUCGACGAGGAGGAGCAAAUGGUGGUAUGGAUCUUGUACCACAUGACCAACAAGGCAGCCGAUUGGGCACUCCCUAUCAUUGGGAAUAUCAUCAAGGGCGAGGGUAACCCCCCCACCACCAUCCAGGCCUUAACGGCCAAAUUUAAAGAAGCCUUUGCUGAUCCCAAUGCCAAAAGGGCUGCCGCCAGAAAAAUCGCGGUUCUCUCCCAAACUACCACAACCUCUGAGUAUGUCACAGAGUUCCGCAACCUCAUGGCGGAAUUAGACUGGAACAAGGAGGCCUACAUAGCGCAGUUCACGCGAGGCCUCCACUGGAAAGUCAAGGAAUUACUAUCAACCAAGGAUAGUGUUCCCGAUGAACUCAAGGCAAUUUUUGCGGCCUCUAUUAAAAUUGACAACAUCCGCCGCAAAAAUGAGGAGAACCGCCCUAAAAAGGCACCAGCCAAGUCCCCGGCCACUGUGGCCACCUCCACCACCACCACUAGGGUCCGUUUAUCAGAGGACCCCAACUACGUCACCCCGGAGGAACGGGAUCGUCACCGCGCAUCAGGACUAUGCGUCAAGUGCGGCCAGAAGGGCCACGGCAUCAAACAAUGCCCAAAUGGAUGGAAGGCCACAAUCAAGGAGGUUGCCAAGGUGGCAGAAGAAGAAGGGUUGGGAAAAGACUGA